Messenger RNA from Sus scrofa (pig), 10292 nucleotides. Lineage: Eukaryota; Metazoa; Chordata; Mammalia; Artiodactyla; Suidae. The record is from RefSeq and is a predicted model, not a curated record.
UCCUUAACCCACUGAGCAAGGGCAGGGACCGAACCCGCGACCUCAUGGUUCCUAGUCGGAUUCAUUAACCACUGCACCAUGACGGGAAUUCCAGGGGUAACAUUUUCUUGAUGGGCAUCUCCUGAUUCUGCAACACCAGACAGAGAUUCAGUGUAUUUUGCACCAACAUUUUACACCUUGGGAAAACACACUGAACACAAGGUAAUGAAAAUUUUUGUGCCAGGGUAAAGUAGUUGUAAAAAGCCUAAUUAUGGAAUCCAUCAUCGGUGCUUCCGUUCUGAGUCCAGUUCUGGUAGCCUGUGUGCGGGUGGUGUGCUGGGCCCCAGUUGUGGGUCUCGGCAAUUGAAGAACGGAAGCAAUUAUCCAGCUAAUGUAAAGAAAUCCUGUGAAGGAGGAAAGAAAGGCGCCCCUCACCCUCUCGUCAAUUACUCCAAAUGGGUGUUUAUAGGGAAUUAAAUUCUUUGAUAAUUGUCUGCUCUUUUCCUCUGUCUGUCAGCGCCAUCAUCAGAGGCCUCAAGUGAGAGCCCUGGGAGUACUUCCGGCCUCUUCUCCAAGUCAGGCCAUGGAUCCAGCUGUCAUACACCCACUGGAGUGGGGGUGGCUGGCUUCACUGGUGCUUCUAGGACAGGUUGGUUUUAGUUGCAGGGCAUUCGUUGACCCUUAAGAAAUAUUAUAAUGCUUCCUGCUGUAUAGCACAGGGAACUACUGCCAAUCACUUGUGAUAGAACAUGAUAGAAGAUAAUAUGAGAAAAAGAAUGUAUAGGUAUGUAUGAUUGGGUCACCUUGCUACACAGCAGAAAUUGACAGGACAGUGUAAAUCAACUGUAAUAAAAAAAUUUAAAAAACUGUUAUGGUGCAAACGUAUGCCCAUUCCAAUGUGCCAACCAGCAUUUGCUCUGCAGGGAUUCACUCUGUGGUGGCCUACAAUUGACCCGUAUUAAAAGUAAGAUAAGUCCUGUUUCCAGCAUGGACCAGUCCAGGGGGACUUUCUGCCCACCUAGAAAGCACUGAGGGGCAGGUGUUGCAGAACCAGUGCUGGAUUAGGGGUCCAGGGUGUGGAGUCUCGUCACCUUCCAGCUGCAUAUCAUUUCCCAGGCCUCUUGCCUAUUCUGCGUCUUACUUUUCUCCUCUGUGGAAUAUGAUAGUAGCUUGCUUUCUGGCCAGCCUUCUAGGCUUUUUAAUCAAAACAUACAUGUAACAUUUAUGAUGCAUUUUAAGUGAAGAGACCUUAACAAACCAAGCACUCUACAAGUGUAAGAUGUUUUUAUUUAAAAAUUUUUUUGACUGUGCCCACAGUCUGUGGAAGUCCCCGGGCCAGGGAUGGAACCCAUGCCACAGCAGUGGACCGAGCUGCUGCAGUGACAAUGCUGGAUCCUUAACCUGCUGCGCCACAAGACAAUUCCCAACGUAAGAUGUUUUUUAUUUUUUAUUUUUAUUUUUGUAUUUUUGCCAUUCUUGGGCCGCUCCCACGGCAUAUGGAGGUUCCCAGGCUAGGGGUCUAAUCAGAGCUGUAGCUGCCAGCCUACACCAGAGCCACAGCAACGCAAGAUCCGAGCCACGUCUGCAACCUACACCACAGCUCACAGCAACGCCGGAUCGUUAACCCACUGAGCAAGGGCAGGGACCGAACCCGCAACCUCAUGGUUCCCAGUCGGAUUCGUUAACCACUGCGCCAUGACGGGAACUCCAAUUUUUUUAUUUUUUUAUCUUUUUGAAGAUGUUUUUAAAUAGAAAUUCAGUGGCAUUAUUUCAGUGCUGACAUCGGAGAAACAACAUUUGAAGUCUUCUGAGUGCACACAAAUGACUGUAAAGCUUAAAUCUCCCUUUGGUGAGGUUCCUUUAGGACAGAUCACUGUGCCUCAGGGCAGACUCGUCUCUACGACUAUCAUAACUGGACUUUUCUUUGGCUUUGUUUUCCCGUUGUUUAACUCUAUUCUCUUUGUCCUUUCUUUUCAAGCAUGGGGAGUAAUGGGAAGACUGGAGGAAUUUUACAGAUAGUGAGUGAAAAUAAGUUGAAAGACCUCCGGAAAGAGAAAAGAGAUUCUUGAAAAACAGGCAAUGGUAAUUUAAAAAUCUCUUUUUUUUUUUUUUGUUUUUUUCAUCUUUUCAGAAAUGACAGACUCGGGAACAGCGUUAACUUAAAAAAAAAAAAAAAAAAAAAAAAAUUGAAGUCAACACCCGGCACUGCCCUUUCUUGGCUUAGCGAGACAUAUGGUAGAAACAGAUUUUUGUGAUCCUCUGUAGUCUCCGGUAGUGGUCACGGCAUUCAUGUGACGUUGGCACAGUUGGCUCAUUUAGAAGGCUCUGUGAUGUUUUAGAAGCCUAGUGACUCUCUGUGUUAUUUUUUUCAUCCUGCAGGAUGUGAUGAAGCUCAUUCCUUUUCAGCUCUCUGAGACAUAACCACGUUUAUGACGCAGGGUAAUAAAAGGACUCUCAAAAGCAGGACCCAGAAUAUCCAGUUUCCAAAAGGGACCAGUGCAGGCCUGUGCUCAGCCGGAGGAUGGCGGGCUGCGGGUGUCGCUGAAGAACGCCAAGUUCAAGGGCAGGGUGGGACGUGUGGGGAACGCCCUGGGGGCAAUGCCAAAGGGGCUGGUUAGAGGAUUCGAAAACUUGGACAUGGUCGAGCCUCUGGGACCUGGGUCCAGGCGCCCCGGUCUUUGUGGAGACGGUCUGAGUGCCUUGCCUCACGGAGGUCUGGACCCAAGGAACAUUCCUCUUCCUGACUUGCUUGUGUCUCCCCCCACCCUGCCCACCGCCUUUGGAGUUUUGGUCAAAUAUGUUUAUUCUUCCUGGAGCUGAGAAAAAGACAGAAGGCGGAGGGAGGAAGGGACUAAUAAUUAGGCCUCUUUGGAAGGUGAGAGACAAAUUGGCAGCAUGGCUGCCCUGGGAGAACAUAAUGGGGCUUUGUUUGCCACUCCGAGCACCAGAAAUCAUGGUGUCACAGGGCUUUGGGGUCCUGCUGGCUGUGGGAGAGCCUGGCCCUGCUUGUGCCAAGCAAGGCUGCCUAAGUGGACCGCUGGUACACACCAGUGUUUCUCUGCCAUCUCUGCCCGGGUCCCUCUAGAGAGUCUGUCUGUUUGGGGUGCUGCAGUAUUUGGAAUUGACCCAUCCCCCUUCCACCCUUUUUUUUGGCUUCUCUCAUCCUUCUUGCAGAAAGGCUGGGAAGCGGCCAUUGGCAUGUGUGGUGGCAGUGCUGCAUGCUCGACUUUGGGGCUGGGGGCGAGGGGUCCCGGAGAGGACAGGCUGCCCCCCCUCAGCCCCUCACUCUUGGCUUUCUCCCCCCUCUGCCUCCCCACCGCCAGCGCAUUCAAUUCCCUGCCUUUGUCCAGGCGCAGGACACAGCAGCACCACCUCCUUGGCUCCGCUUUCGCAUUUGGAAGCCAAAGUCACUCCUCCAGCUCGGGCGGGCACUGUGCGUUUCUUGUGCGUGCCCCUGGCUUGUUGGGAAGAUCAGGACGGGCGGGGACUCUGACCGCCCGUUGUCCGGAGAGUUGGCGAGGGUGCAUGUGCUGUGGUGUUGUUGGUUAUCUGUAAGCAAACUGCACAAACAAGUGUCUGGAAUUAGAUCCAUUGCUCUAGGACCCCGUUUCCUUUUUCCAUGUAGACUUCCUCAACAGAAGCCACUUUUCGCUUGAUUAACUGUAACAAACCCUCUUUGGAGUUUUGCGUUUUGGAAACCACGUUGCCAAAGGAGAAUCAUAAUGCCUGUUGGAAAAGCCUCAAAUAAAUUCCUCCUCGUAUAAAUGGAGAAGACAGAAUAGAAGGCUUUAAUCUAUCUUCUUGCCUAUUAGUGAAAUACUACUGAGUGACCUAGUUCAUCUGCAUGUGAAAUGUGCGAGACCUGUCUCCGCUUUUUUUCCCCUUACUCGUUACCUUGGAAACGAUGCCCUGGCUCAGGAACUGCCUGAGGCCUGCUGCAAACCUUCCCUGUGGCUUCUGCACGCUGAGAAGGCAGUUAAUGGGGAAAGGUUGGAUUUUUCCAAAAUGUCUUCAGCAGGUAGUAGUGAAGAGAGAGGAAGGAGGAAAAAGCGAGAGAGGUUUAUUCGGGUAAUAUUUCCAGGAUACUACUUGUAAAUAAACUGCAAGCGGUUUUGCCCAGAUUUCACAAGAACAGAAGUCUGUGGCCUCUGAUCUCGUGAGACUCCCCAGGUGUCUUUGGCAGCACUAGCAAAGGAAGAUCCGCUAACAAUUGACACUGGAUUUCAAACCUACCAUUAGGGAGUCUCGCCUCUCACUGCUUUGGUUAAUAGCACUGUUCUUCCAGAACGUUUCCUGGCGUCUUGCAUUCUCAGGCCAACUUUUUCAGGAGACUGAGAAACAUGAAUUAAAAAUAGGAUUCAGUCGGCUGCCAGAGAGCAAAAUUGGCCCAUCGUCCCAGCUGAAUUUGUAGGCUCUGCAUGUCCUGGGGCAGUGGAGAACCUUCUGGAUCUUCUACAGUCUCACCACCUGGGUGAGGAGAUCGCCCAAGGCGUGCCUCUGGGCUAAACAUCAGAUUUCUUGACUCCACCUGUUAGAGCUCUUUCAGCAUCAGUCCUGACCUCUUAGAUCACCUGCUCCAAGUUCUGUCCGAACUGAAGGUGCGGGAAGGAAGCGUGAGAAGGCUAUUUUCUCUUGAAUGAAGCCAGCCACCAGUCAACCUGGUGUCAUCAAAUCUUUCAUCUCCUCUUACUAGUAUUGGUUGUUCAUACAAAACAUUAGGGCGAGUCUGGAACCACAGGUGCUCUUGGUAACUCCAUCUUUUCUGAAGUCCCAUUGACCAUGUUUUGUUGUGGCCAUAGGAACUCUCCCCCCGCCCCCAGCCCCGACCCCCAGUUUGAGGAGACAACAUGGCCUUUAGGCCUUUUCUCUUGAACACUUGGAAUUUGGACAUGGUAGCCUGAGGCAAUCACAGAGUCUUGAAAAGCGGCUUUCAGCCAGGAUAGUUUUUUCAGAGGACCCAGAAUUCUGGUCAUGGACUUUAACUGGAAAGUCUGCAGGGAAACGUAGGAAACGGGUGUCAUACCCUCUCGGUAUUUGUUCCUGGUUUACAAAUGUUUUCUUACCUGUUGCUGAUUCAUUCAACAGUUACCAAUCUGGUCUUAAGGGCUACCCACCAUGCAGGUGCUGGGGAGGCAGAGUUGAGUAUGACACACGAUCACUGGCUUCAGUAAUGUUUAGACAUAUGCCUGUUUGGUAACUUCGGCGUUUUAGACAGAGAUGAACACUUGGGCUGCUUGCAUUUAAUGUGAAGCAUUGAAUAACCCUUUUUGUAAGAUAGCAGUAGUUCAAGCAUCCUUAUUAUACUAAGAAUAAUUCAGAAGGUCUUCAGAAGGUCUCCCCUCUCAUUUCCUCCAAAACAAGCUCUGGUGCCAGAGAGUGUAGGGGGUCCCCGCCUUUGGCUCAGAGAGUUAUUUGAGACUGAAAGCUGGGGGUGGGGAGGGAGCCGGGGCCAAGAAUGGCAGAGUUCCCGAGUCUCUGUAUGUGUAAAUACCAGAAGGAUCUAUGGACAGUGCAGUGGAUGAGAGAAAGGGGUGGGGAAGCAAUGAAUAACAGCAAUAUUAAGUAUAAUUUACUCCAACCCCUGCCAUGAUCCAGGCUCCUUAACUAAGCGAUUCCUAUGUAUGUUCUCAUUUAUUUCUCUUCACCCCGUGAGGACGGUCUAGUUGCGUAUCCCUGCCUCACUGCUGGGGACAGGGAUGCUGUGAGGGUCAGCAACACGGACAAGGUGCUAUGGCUACAUCGUGGAGCAGGUGUUUAAUCUGGGGGCUGUCCGCAGUCUGAGCCCACCGGCUCUCGCCUUCGCGCAGCACUUCACCUUCUUUUAACAAGUUGGAAAUUGGUCAGGAUCACGGGCUCAUUUGUUUCCUCCUUUUAAACAUGAAAAUGGGAUCUCUGUGGGAAGGAAAAUUAUACUGGAGCAUUGAGAAUAAAAGUGAGACUCUAGGACCCAGCGGGUAAAAUGAAGUGGAAAUUAAAGGAAUCGCAUAAAUAGCUUUGACUUCCAGCCCACUUUACCUUAAUUAGACGAUUUCGGCUGACCACUCAAUUAGGAUUGGGGGGGGACAUGGGGGGAGGCGGAGCUGGUGCAUUCUGGAGAAAUACAACCUUCCGUGUUCUAGGUGGAAGUAGGGCUGCUGCCUCCUCUUGUCCAGUACCAAGGAGUAUGCUUUGCUUUCGUCCCACACAGCGAAUUCAUAAUUAAUGGUAGUUAUUUUGCCUCUUUUGUGGGUACCAUGCUACUGUGCACACUUGUCUUCAUUUUUAGAGACUCCUGCUGUGGCAUGUGGAAGUUUCCGGGCCAGGGGUUGAGCCUGUACCAUAGCCGUGACAACACUGGGUCCUUUACCCACCAGGCCACCAGGGAACUCCUGGGGACUCAUGCUCUGCCACAGUAAAGUGAACAUAAUCCCUGCCCUCAGAGAGUUUGCAGGGGAAGGUGUCAUUAUAAUAUAGUGAGGUCGGUGGGUGGGAGUAGGCUCCAGUAAGCAUAGCGUGAAUUCCUAUUUAAAUUUUAGCGGUGGGGAAAAACAAGCGAGUAGAAAGAUAUUUUGGACAUCAUUUUACAAGGAGCUUGAGGAGCUCCUAAAAAAACGGUUCUCAGAAUGCUUUGCCAUAAGACUUGUGAUUUUUAAGUCGUGGUUUAAUGUUGAUUACGGUGAGAUUCUGAUCAGUGACGCUUCUAUUCAGAUCUGUGUGGUAGAGGCCUUCCUGUGCUUGAUAUCCAAACUGCAAGCAAGUCUGUUCGGUACCCUUUCCAUCUCAUUUUCCUUGUUCGUGCCUCCGUUGUGUGCAUUUAUUUUCCUUGCAGCUUUGCAUGAAUUUGGUCCUAGGUAGCGUGACCCUUUGAACCGGAUUUUAGAGGUCAUCACUUAAGGCACCUUAGUUAGUCAUCCUGGUCAGUGUUUUGAGUUUUUCCCCAACCAGACCCCUAAGUGACCUCAACUUCUAGUCAGUCUUGUGAAAACGAGUAUAAUUCGGUUUCAUGCAGCAGGUCUCUUUUUGGCAAAAAUCACAUUUCUAGGCAAGUUUACUGGCUGUGCAGGUUACUUUGAAAUAUUUUUAGUGCUUUGAAAAAAAAAAAUCAAAGUCAGUGGAGCCGAAGGCAAAGGGAAAGAAUGAUAUUUUUCUUUAUGAUGUGCAGCAAAAUAUGCGCGAGUGAUACCAUUCCAGUAUAUUAAGUUAAUUCAAUCAAUCCAAAGUUAAUCCAUUUUGGACGGGGUUGUGUGGUCCUUGUUUGUGGAGUAAUGUAAUUGUGACAGAGUAAUUAAUACCCUACAGAGGGAUUAGCAGUAAAGAUUGAGAUAAAAGAACAAGGGGGGAAAAAAAGGACUGAGCUGUCUGGAAGCCAGGGGAGUGUGGAAAAUGCUGAGGUGUGGCACUUCUUGAGGGUGAUUUUUGGCUUUCUCGACUCUAAUUAUAUACAUUUUCACAUCUGCCAGUGAUAAUCAGCUGGGUCAGACAGGGAAAGCAUGAUGGAAAUCCUGGAGUCCUGGGGUGGGUCAGCAAGAAUGAGGUUCCAGCCAGGCCACAGGCCCGAACCCGGUGCUUUGCUGUGUGCUCAUCUCUGUAAUUGACAUGCUUUUGUUAUUUUGUCAUUCCGUACCUUUUUGGCCGUGACUUCACCUCCUCCAACCUUAGAAAAUCAGGCAUUUCCCCCAAACGCAUCCUUGCUUUUCUCUCGGAGCACGCUGGGCCUCUCAGGGCCACCAGAUUGUUCCCGCGUGUUCGGUGUUCUUGCCCCGUCUCUUGGCUCUUGCAGUGUCUAAUGGGCCGCCUGUGCUUCCAGAUUGAACGCAUUCACUUUGCCCCAAACGCAAGUGAUGGGAGAAGAGGCAGCAGAGAGGAGAAAGUGGAAGCGGAGCUGCAAUUUCGUGUUUUCCACAGAGCUAAUGACAGUUGGAAAAAACUCUGGGAACCAGCCUGGGAGAGCCUUGCCCUUGGCCUUCCUCACUGCCCCCGCCCAGGCAGCAGAGCAAUUCUUCUAUGCCUUUCUCCACCUGGCUGACACGGUAGAUAGGCUUUUGUAUUGAAUUAUUAAAAAUUCUGUGGUUUGGCUUUAAGAUCCAAUCAUUUGUUCACAGAUGAAUUAGACAUUAGUUUUAGUUUUAAUUGUUGGUCCUCCAUUUGUUGUCCUUUUUGGCCAUCGUCCUGGUGUUCAGGUGUCCGCUCGCCUUCUCUACUUGGCUCCAGGCAGCCUGCUCCAGGUCUCACUGGACCCGAGCCAUCUGGGCCAGGUGCUGUGGCUGUGGGCUGUUUCUUUGGGUCAGAUAGGCUGGUCUGCCGAGCUGGCAUCCUCGGCCUGGUCAUAGUGGCUGGUCACUACCUGUAAUAUUUCUCAGAGACUUCUGCAUGCAACACCUCCAUCAUAACUGCAAUGGGCAAGAGCUUAUUUUUCUUAAAAAGGGGAAUGGAAAAUUUGUUUCCACUAGCAUUUCUAUUUUCUCUGGGCCACUAAAUAGGAAUUUUUUUAUCCUAGACAAAACCCUGGAAGGAACCACUAAUGGGAAAAAAAAAAAAAAGGCUAUUGUGGGCUGUUAAAAUGUCCCAACACAGAUACUCUAGCCAGUUGUCGUAUAUACGUAUACAUUCUUUUAAAUCUUUAAACAUCCUUUUGGUUUUAUAGCUUUUGAGAAAAAGUGUUUACCUGGCACCUAAAUGCAAAUGUUUGAAUGCUUUUGCAUAAAUUCUCACACGAAAUUUCACAUAAUAGUUGCAGCCAAAUUACUUGCUUUUUUAAAAAUGUCUGUCUUUCACAUUGUUUAUGAAGAUCCGGCCUGAAUAAACAUAACCUGGGGAGCUUUUGCUGUCUAUAGAUAAGCCUAAAUGUCAUCCCGAAGCUGCAUAAAAUAGCUCCGAUGAGAAGAACUCUUGAAAAGCAAGACUGGUAACGGGGAGUGAUAGCUGUGUGUGAAAGCCUUAAUGUUGAAGCACAUUCGUGUCAAUGCAAUUUUCUUGUCCUCCUUGUUAUCUUCCAAUUUUAGUGGGAAAACUAAUAACAAUGUUGUUUCAGAGACGUGGUUAAAAAAUAAUCAAAUUUAACAGAAAAUGAAGCACUGGCCUUUGGUUAAACAUUCAUUUACUCCGCUCUCUCUGCCUGUUUUUAAACAGAACCAUGAGUUCUUUUUUGCACGGUUGCAUGGAUUGGUGUUAACUCUUUCUCGGGUCACCCCUUGGUUCAAGGCUCCAGAUAUUUAACUUGCUCCUGGUCCACGUGUGAAACGCUGCUCUUGGGAUGGGUUUGUAUGUUUUUGGGAAUAGCAUUUCUUGGAAUCGGACUGUGGGCGUGGAAUGAAAAAGGAGUCCUGUCCAACAUCUCGUCCAUCACUGACCUCGGCGGCUUUGACCCGGUUUGGCUCUUCCUCGUGGUGGGAGGAGUGAUGUUCAUUCUGGGAUUCGCAGGGUGCAUCGGAGCUCUGCGGGAGAACACCUUCCUUCUCAAGUUUUUUUCUGUGUUCCUGGGAAUUAUUUUCUUCCUGGAGCUCACUGCUGGGGUUCUGGCAUUUGUUUUCAAAGACUGGAUCAAAGACCAGCUGUAUUUCUUUAUAAACAACAACAUCAGAGCAUACAGGGAUGACAUUGAUUUGCAAAACCUCAUAGACUUCACCCAGGAAUAUUGGCAGUGCUGUGGGGCUUUUGGAGCUGAUGAUUGGAACCUAAAUAUUUACUUCAAUUGCACAGAUUCCAAUGCAAGCCGAGAGCGAUGCGGCGUGCCCUUCUCCUGCUGUACUAAAGACCCCGCAGAAGAUGUCAUCAACACUCAGUGUGGCUAUGAUGCCAGGCAAAAACCAGAAGUUGACCAGCAGAUUGUCAUCUACACGAAAGGCUGUGUGCCCCAGUUUGAGAAGUGGUUGCAGGACAACUUAACCAUCGUGGCUGGUAUUUUCAUAGGCAUUGCCCUGCUACAGAUUUUUGGGAUAUGCCUGGCCCAGAAUCUGGUGAGUGAUAUUGAAGCUGUCAGGGCUAGCUGGUAGAGCGCCUGCAACAGCUGCUUCAAGACACUGGACAGACCCAGCCUUCCUGACCCUCCAGUGUGCCCAACUGAUACCCAUGCUGCACAGAGCCUAAUCACACAGGCAUCCUUCAAUCCCACCUGAUGGAGCUGCCAAGAACUGGGGCGGGGGGGAGGUUUGGGGGGCGGGGGAAGCUGGGAAAUGCUGCUCACUGACAGAAUUAAACAGAUCAACAAAAUAACCCGUAUGAAAGUCCUUGCGCCGUGAAUCUCUACUCGUAGCCAUGAAUUUCUGGAUGGUUGCAUACUUACCAAAAAAAAAAAAAAAAGAAAAGAAGGGAGGCUGGGGACCCCGGGGGACCCA